AUUCGUUCUUGCGGGUUGCCGUUGCCCGCGGAAACCGAUACCAUUUUCAUCUUUGGUCGCGCCAUGGUGAACAACGGGAAGCGGAAGCGCAUCGUACGCCGUUCAUCGAUGGACUCGGACGACGAGUUCUCUGGCGACGACGUGCCCACGCAGCGCCAGCGGAUGUCGCAGCCGGCGCCGCUCAUGUCAGACGACGACGAGGGCGCGCUCGACUUUACGCAGCCGUCGCUGCCUGAGCCGCUGUCGCAAGCGCCGACUGUGGUGAACGAGCCGCAAGAGGAAGGCAAGGGCGUCCCGGCGCGCAUUGGCCAGCUCUCCAAGAAGACGAUCAACGACUUGACGGCGCGCGUCGUGCGCUUCCUCCUCUACAAGGCCCAAGCCAACCUUCCAGUGCGGUUCGCGGACAUUGGCAAGGAAGCGCUACCGAACGAGUCCAAGGUCAGCCGGUACUUUCUCAAGCUGGCGUCGGCCGAAUUGGAAAAGGUCUUUGGCUACAAGGUCGUCGCCGUCGACGAGAUCCUUCCGAAUGGCAGCGGGAAGAAGGACAUUUACCUCAUCGUCAAUGCGAUCCAAGACCAAGCCCACUUGCUGCACGUCAACAAGGCGUAUGGCAAGGUCACGCGCGGCCUGCUCAUGACAAUCCUCGCCUUCAUUUGGUGCGCGCCGAGCCGCCGCCUCGUCGAAGAGGACCUCUGGAAGCAGCUCUUGCUCGUCGACAGCUCGGUCACCAACACGCCUGGUCGUCACCCGCAGCUCGGCGACGUCCAGCAGCACAUCAAGACGUUCGAAGCUCAGAUGUACCUCGCGUCCGACACGGAGAUUGACGGCGACGGGAAGCGCAUCAAGUUCUUCACAUACGGCGCCCGCGCGUUCGCCGAGGUGGGCAAAGUUCAGAUCCUCACCUUUAUGUGCAAGCUCAUUCACAACCGACCGCCGAGUGCAGAAAUGCUCAACGAACUCGCCAUCGAAAUGCGCAACGAGCGCGAGUGAUUCAUAUAUUCGUAGAAGUAUACAACAAUAGUCACUCACCCAAAUCCGUC
Saprolegnia diclina VS20 is the source of this 1040-nucleotide messenger RNA. RefSeq lists its product as hypothetical. Gene Ontology annotation, cellular component: nucleus. The record is from RefSeq and is a predicted model, not a curated record. NCBI's taxonomy places the organism in Eukaryota, Oomycota, Saprolegniomycetes, Saprolegniales, Saprolegniaceae. The transcript is spliced from 6 exons. The coding region runs from base 64 to 990 and encodes 308 amino acids.